CUGCCCGUCGGUGCCCAGCCUGCGGAGCGUGCUCUCCUCCGAGUACUGCGGCAUCAUCCGCGCCGUCUGGGGCUGCGGGGACGGGCACGACUACGUCAUGGAUACGGAUUCGGACUGUAGCACGGUGCUGGUCGACAACGCCUUGUCUGUCAAACGGGAGUGGAACAAGAGCACGGCGCAGCGCUUGACUGACAACGGGGCGGGGGCGGACAACGCCGAGGCUGUUUCUGCUCCAAAACCCCAGCACGCUCCAGUAAGGACAACUCCUUGCCAGCAGCCCGCAAACAAAGGGACCACAUCGGCGCCACUGAACGUGGAGAACGAGCCGCUGCGGAACAGUGAUUCCUCGCACGCUGAGGGAGCCGGAGCGGCCGCUUCCCUCUCAGCAGCUGUCUCCACUGGCAUCUUCUCACCGCUUUCCCUUGUAACGCACCGUGUUCUCCUUCCUUCCCUAGGACAGUUGAGUGGGAAGCAGGUUCUGUCUGCAACGUCGGAUGAGCGGGUAAAAGACGAGUUCAGUGACCUUUCUGAGGGGGACUUCUUGAGCGAUGACGAAAGCGAGAAGAGAAACGUGCAGUCUUCAGACGACUCCUUCGAGCCUUACCCCGAAAAGAAGGUUUCUAGCAAGAAAAGCGACAGCAAGGAAGCAAAGAAGGCGGAAGAGCCCAAAAUAAGGAAGAAGCCGGGGCCUAAGCCAGGCUGGAAAAAAAAAAUCAAAUGUGAAAGGGAGGAGCUGCCCACCAUUUACAAGUGUCCUUACCAGGGAUGCACGGCUGUCUACAGAGGGGCGGACGGCAUGAAGAAACACAUCAAAGAGCACCACGAAGAGGUGCGGGAGAGGCCCUGUCCUCAUCCUGGCUGCAACAAGGUGUUCAUGAUUGACCGGUACCUGCAGCGUCACGUGAAACUCAUUCAUACAGAGGUACGUAAUUAUAUCUGCGAUGAAUGCGGGCAGACCUUUAAGCAACGCAAACACCUCUCGGUCCAUCAGAUGCGGCACUCGGGAGCAAAGCCCCUCCAGUGUGAAAUCUGCGGUUUCCAGUGCAGACAGCGAGCAUCGCUCAAGUACCACAUGACCAAACACAAAGCAGAGACGGAGCUGGAGUUUGCCUGCGACCAGUGCGGGAAGCGCUUCGAGAAGGCCCAUAACCUUAAUGUCCACAUGUCCAUGGUGCACCCUCUGACCCAGACUCAGGACAAAGCGAAGCCACUGGAGCCAGAGCCCAUUCUCCUCCUCACUACUUCAGGGACUUCGGAAGGCCAGGCUGUAAAGCCAGAAGUGACUGCGCAGCAGGAGCCCACCUGAGGGGGACAGGGACGCUUUCCCAGUCCAGCCCCGUAGAAACCGUACGGCAGAGCGGAGAUUCUUAAUCUACGUUUUAGUCUCCCAAAGAACUCAGUGGAAUUAGCUUCAGCUUGCUCAGAAAAAGCUUGUUACCAUGCUGUGAUUCUCCAUGCUCACGUCCGAUUCAGCAGUGUUGUUCUAAGAGUCUGUCUCAUCCCCGGGGAAGGGAUGCUCGGCCGCGCCCCUUCGCGGUCCCCCUUGUCCCCACGCACGCGGUUGUAGGCACCGAGUUGGCCGCAGCCGUUCCCUGCCUGCACAGAAGUGCCCUCACGUGGCUGGGGG
Molecule: messenger RNA, 1627 nt
Organism: Opisthocomus hoazin
Lineage: Eukaryota; Metazoa; Chordata; Aves; Opisthocomiformes; Opisthocomidae
Source: RefSeq, a predicted model, not a curated record